Suillus clintonianus is the source of this 1833-nucleotide messenger RNA. Its product is annotated as major facilitator superfamily domain-containing protein. Gene Ontology annotation, biological process: transmembrane transport. The transcript is spliced from 9 exons. Gene Ontology annotation, molecular function: transmembrane transporter activity. NCBI's taxonomy places the organism in Eukaryota, Fungi, Basidiomycota, Agaricomycetes, Boletales, Suillaceae. The coding region runs from base 167 to 1714 and encodes 515 amino acids. The record is from RefSeq and is a predicted model, not a curated record.
CAUCGAUGUCAUCCAGCGGUCCCGACGUCAAGACGUAUGACUUGUCGUUUUUAGCUAUAAAUAGUGAACGGUCCCGUGCUAGCCUUGUUGACAAAGUUCCUUUGUCAUCCCGGCCUUAGCAAAGCCUCGACUUUGCCAAUCUAGCGGGGUUGUUGUUGUACGGAUCAUGGUUCACCCAGGUCAAACUCACCAUAACUCAGCAACCUCCGAGUCCCCCAAGACAGAAGGCGCCGUGGCACAUGAAGCACCUGAGGAACUGAAGGACGGCAGAUCGGAGGCUGCAGAAAAGCCAUACAGCAUAUACACUCGCCGGGAAAAAUGGUUCAUUGUAGUGGUCGCCUCUUUGGCUGCAUUAUUUAGCCCGCUGACUGCAAAUGUGUACUUUCCUGCAAUACCGACAAUUGCUUCAGCUUUUCACACGUCUAUAGAAUCAAUAAAUUUGAGCGUGACUGUCUACAUGGUCCUUCAAGGCGUCUCUCCUAUGUUCUGGGGAACCAUGGCGGACCGCAUUGGGCGACGUCCUGUUUUUCUCGCAUGUCUCCUUGUCCUGUGUUUAUCUUGUAUCGGCUUGGCUUUGGUCCCGACUUCAGCGUACUGGUUAUUGAUGCUCUUGCGAUGCAUCCAGGCCGCCGGUUCUGCCAGUACAGUUGCGCUGGGUGCUGGGGUAAUCGGAGAUAUAGCCACUCCCGCAGAACGCGGAGGAUUUUUUGGCCUAUUUACCGUGGGACCACAAGUUGGACCUGCUAUUGGACCUAUUAUCGGCGGUGUCCUUGCUGAUACACUCGGAUGGAGGUCUAUCUUCUGGUUUCUAUGUAUUAUGUCCGCCGCGUGCUUCGCUCUCAUGCUCAUGUUCCUACCUGAAACACUCCGCCGGCUGGUGGGCGAUGGUAGUGUGAUACCGUCCCCUUUCUACCGUCCCCUCGUACCGCUUGUUGGGAAAGGACGUGUGAAUCGUGAUGCCCCAAAGCCUCCGAAGCGCACAUUGAAUAAUCCACUACGGCUCUUCUUCUACCUGGACGUUCUGAACCUUCUCGUCUUCAAUGCAAUUUUAUACGCCGUCUUCUAUGCGGUGAAUACCACGAUAUCCACGCUAUUCGCAACCAGGUACCCGUUCCUGAACGAAAUAGAUAUAGGAUUAUGUUUCCUGGCGAUUGGUGGGGGGAUGACCAUUGGCACUUUUGUAUCCGGCAAGAUGCUAGAUGUUGAUUAUCAAAGAACUAAGACACGGCUCGUGAAGAAGGCUGAGGAAGAUCCUGAGAAGCGCAUACGACCCGAGGACGUGACCAAGGAGGAGAAUUUCCCAAUAGAAAGAGCCAGACUGAGGAUGGUACCCAUAUUUACCGCCAUUUUUGUCUUGACGUGCGCUGGUUAUGGAUGGUCGCUUGAGCGAAAGACAAAUAUCGCAGUUCCGCUGAUCCUACAGAUUAUAUUUGGUUAUACUGUCACCGCUAUUAUGAUCAGUGUGCAGACGCUACUCAUUGAUUUACUACCAUCACAGAGUUCUUCAAUUACGGCAUGUAAUAAUUUAGUGCGAUGUUCCUUGGGUGCUUUAAUGGUCUCGGUCAUAGACCUGAUCGUCAGCGCGAUAGGUGCUGGUUGGACCUACGUACUGCUUGCGGGUGUAUGCCUGGCGUGCUCUUCAAUGAUCUGGGUUGCAAUUCGGAUAGGUCCACGCUGUCGUGCAAAGCGACGGGCCCGCAGUAUUGCGGCUUGAUUAUGGUGUAUGGUGCAUACAGAAAGGAGGUUACGGGCAGUGCAAGUAGAAUAUAUGCUACAAUACUUGGUGCAAAAAAGUGACAUCAAGAAACAUGCGGAACGCGUGACCUGCAGAGA